AUGAGUCAGAGUUUUGUUUUUAUUUUUGUUGCACUUGGUAUGUUUGAAAUUGGGUCUUGUGUGAUAUCAAAAUAAUGAGGAUGUUGUGAUAAAGAAAAUGAACUUGAAUAGAUUUUUAAUUGAUCAUUUUUUGGAGCUAAGUUAAAUGAAGACUAUAAUUGAUAUGUAAGCUUAUUUCUUUAAGAAUCUUUCAUCAUUAAAAUUUAAUUUUUAAAAAUGCUAAAAACCUAGAAAUGGAAUCACUGAUCUACAAUACUCCUUAAUUCAAAAAUUCAUUAUUUUUCAGUUGCCUCAGUUCUUGCUCAAUCUAGCAGCAGUAGCGGGAACAUCUAUGGUUAUAACUACGACAGUAACGCUUUAGCCAGCGGCCCAUUUUUGGUACAAAAUCCAAAUUAUCAAUUUUUGAACGAUCAAUUAGCCAACGAAUAUGCUCAAAGUUAUCAAGAAGAAUUGCGGCAAUACGAUUCCAGUGUUGGUAUUACUGGAAGUGGAACUAGUUCUGGAUCAGGAUCAGGAUCAGUGUCAGGAUCAGGAUCUACCUCAUAUAAUAAUCAAAUCCCAGUUAGCCAAACAUAUGUUCCAGUAAAUGGUUAUUACUACGGUCCAGUUAUGACAAAUGCUCAACAAAAUACUCUCAAUUAUCAACAAAUAACUCAGGUAAGUUAUUUUUGAAAUUAAAAAAUACAUCUAUAUAAUUAUUGAAUCUACAGAAAAACCCAUCAACAUCUGCAUCAAGUUCUACAAAUAUUUAUGGAUAUAACACUGGUUCUUCUGGAUCCAGUUCAUCUAGCAGCACUUACAAUAAUCAACAAAUGUAUUCUGGUAAGAACAUAAAUGAGAACGGAAAAAUAAGAAAAUCUGAAGCCGUUUCUGAGAAUUUUGCAGGGCUUCUUUUUAAUUUUGAAGGGGUUAUAGGAAUUCGUUUUCGUUUCGAUGAUUUCGUCUCGGAUUUUAUAUUUUUUUUUGUUGAAGAGUGAAAUCAUCAUUUCAGAAUAGGAAGGGGAAGAUAUUUUGAAAUAUUUCAUUUUUUCAUUGUAGUUUCGAUGAAAAGGACCAAUUUCUUUUAUGAAAAUAAUUGUUUCUAGCUCCAUCUACAUCAACUGCUACCCCAUACAUUUAUCCAUUUGGUCAAUAUGCCUCGUCAUCAGCUUCAUCUACAAACCAAGUGUUGAGAGAUUCUUCAUCAACCUCUGGAUCUUCUUCUUCAUCAACUGGUUCAAACUCAGAUGUUGGUAGAACCUACUCACUUUUCUACAAUGAUCAAACCGCUACACCCGCUUAUCAAUCACAAUCUGAUUUGAAAACCACAACACUCAGAGAUCAAGCUCUUCCAUCAAAUGUUAAUCUUCGUGGAACUGGGCCAUUACCUGGACCAACUCUUGGAAGUUCAAAUACAUUAACCCAACAAUUCAAUGAUGCUGGAUCAAAUGCUUAUUAUUAUAGUGGAAAUGCAAACUUGAACUCGAAUUCAGGGUCAGCAAGAGUCAAAAAAGCAUCCAGAUUUUUUGAUGUUGCUGGAAAUCAAACUGAAAUGUAUUAUCCGUAUCGGUGAGCUUCUUCUCCCAUACUGAUAUGCAUCUCAAUUUGACAUUAAUUUUCUGAUUUGAUAGUUUAGGUUAACUAAUUUUGAUUCAUUUUUACAGAACAAGCACUAACUACAAUACUGCUAAUACCAAUUCUGCAACUGGAACUGGAUCUUCAAAUUCUGGAAGUACUGGCACAUUUUUUGAUUCCGUAACUGCUGCCACAACUACAGCUCGUGAGUUUUUGAAUUUUUUCCCAAGAGUUCAUCAUAAUUCGUUAAAAAGCAAUAUUUUUUUUAGAAAAAUGUCAAUUGUCGGAUCCAUAUUGGUGCGCUGAUUACGUAAAUGUUUACGUGAGCUCAAAACGUACUUAUACUUCGGAAUCUACCCAAACUAUUUGCUCUGAACUUGUCGCAUCUUUAGCUGAAAGUUAUAAUGGUUGUUGUACAGCUGUUAGAUCUGCAGGAUGCUCUAUGUAA
Caenorhabditis angaria is the source of this 2002-nucleotide messenger RNA. The record is from the annotation of a GenBank genome assembly. NCBI's taxonomy places the organism in Eukaryota, Metazoa, Nematoda, Chromadorea, Rhabditida, Rhabditidae.